Molecule: messenger RNA, 3410 nt
Organism: Monodelphis domestica (gray short-tailed opossum)
Lineage: Eukaryota; Metazoa; Chordata; Mammalia; Didelphimorphia; Didelphidae
Gene: POF1B
Product: POF1B actin binding protein
Biological process (GO): bicellular tight junction assembly; epithelial cell morphogenesis; actin filament organization
Cellular component (GO): adherens junction; bicellular tight junction; actin filament
Molecular function (GO): actin filament binding
Source: RefSeq, a predicted model, not a curated record
CACCCAGGGUGCUUCAGCUUUCUGUUUGGCCUCAAAUGCUUUGUUGUCUCUCCGGUGGAGCCCACAGUUGCCUGUGCUCAGCUCUGGCCCUCCCGUCUCUUCCUUCUCUUCUAUCUCCUCCCUCCCCCUCCAGUGUUCCCAGCCGCCCGCUCUUCUAGUUCCCUUGCUGCCCACCGAGAAGAUGAUGACCUCGAGCUACUGGAGUGAGAGCAGCAGCAGCAGCUGCGGGCACCAGCAGCGGCCGGAGCCUCUGCAGAUUCCGUCCAGCUUGCAGUGCCAGCCCCAGCAGUACCACUGCUACCACCAGUCGAGCCAAGCGCAGACGCAGCCGGACAAGAACGUGGUGUACGAGCGAGUGCGGACCUAUAGCGGCCCCAUGAACAAGGUGGUGCAGGCUCUGGACCCCAUUGGCUCUCCUGCGGAAGUGCUCUCUCCUAUCAAAGCUUCCUCCUCCUACCAAAACUUGGUGUGGAGCAGCGAUCAUUCCCAGGAACUCCAUUCUCCAACAUUAAAAGUAGCUACUUGUGCCCCGAAUACUCUGCAUGUGACCCAUAAUAUUGAACAGGAUCUCCAUUCUCCAACAGUGAAAGUGACUACUUAUCCACAGACCACCAUACGGAGAUAUAUAGUCCAAAAUCCUGAUCAGGAACCCCUGUCCCCAUUUCUAAGAGGAGGGAAUUUUUUCCCGGGAAAUAAUGUCAUUUAUGAAAAGACAAUAAGAAAAGUUGAGAAGUUAAAUCCUGAUCAGGAAUGCUACCCUCAGAUUCAGUGCCAACAUCAUGUCAUACAACAGCCACAGAUUGUACAGACUCAGCUCUGCCAGCCACUGCAUUCCACCCAGCAAACUCAAGUCAUCACUGGAAGUACUGGAAGUGAACUGUGCUACAGCGGGUCACAGCCAACCCACGAGCAGGUUAUAGUUGUUCAGGAUGAUGGCCCUGAAAAGCUGGACCCCAAGUAUUUUGGAGAACUGCUUGCCGACCUGAGCCGCAAGAAUACAGACCUGUAUCACUGCUUAUUGGAGCAUCUGCAAAAAAUUGGAGGAAGCAAACGGGACUUUGACUCUACAGAUGAGUCAGAAGACAUUGAAGCUUUAAUUCCAAAAGGGCUGUCAGAAUUCACAAAACAGCAAAUCCGAUACAUCCUGCAGAUGAGAGAGAUGUCAAACAAGUCACAUCGGCUGGUAUUGUCUACCUUCAGCAAUAUUCGGGAGGAACUUGGUCAUCUCCAGAAUGAUUUGGCAGCACUAGAAAAUGACAAGAUAAGACUUGAGAAGGAUUUAGCAUUCAAAGAGACUCAAAUAAAGGAGUACGAAGCACUCUUGGAAUCUGUGAGAGCUAAUAACCGCCAACAGCAGCAAGGACUCCAAGACUCUAAUUUAAAAUGCCGGACCUUGGAGGAAACCAUCCUCUCUCUUCGACAUGGCCAGUCAGAUACGGAAUAUCGACUAAAGGAAUUGGAGUACUGUAAAAGAAAUCUGGAACAAGAGAAUAAAAGCCUUAGAAUACAGGUAUCAGAGACCUGUACGGGCCCCAUGCUACAAGCUAAAAUGGAUGAGAUUGGGAGUCAUUACAUGGAAAUGGUAAAGAACCUAAGAAUUGAGAAGGAUAGAGAGAUCUCCAAGCUAAGGGCUCAACUGAACCAGUUUCAAAAGGAUGUUUCAAGAAGGGAAGGAAGUUGCAGUGACUACCAGCUCAAGCUACACGAACUGACAAGCUUAUUGGAAGAAAAGGAUUGCCUGAUAAAGCGGCAGUCAGAGGAACUCUCCAAACUGAAGCAAGAAAAAUAUUCAUCCCACAAUCAGACCUCAGGAGCUGGAAGGACUACUAUCACUACCACUAAAAAAUACCGAACCCAAUAUCCAAUUCUGGGGCUCCUUUAUGAUGACUACGAAUACAUUCCCCCAGGCAGUGACACCCAGACCAUUGUCAUUGAAAAGACAGAAGACAAAUGGACUCGUCCAUGAAUUCAGCAUCUACUGUAUGAAGUUCACCCAAUGAAUGACUGCAUUACUGUUUGUGAUGGGAAAAUAUGACAAAUUAAGGUCAAUCCAAUAUGCCCCAUGAAAAUCUCUGUGGAUGGCAGGUUUUCUAAAGUUUUUACUUCAUACAUACAGAAAAGCAUACUCUACUACUUAGUAUCUUCAAAGACACUGAAUUAUUAGCUUUUGGGGCUGGGGACUUCAUUCUAAUCUAUUAUUUUUCCGCUGAUUAGUUAUUGCAUGCAUGUUCACUUCACUUCAGAUACUAUUUUUGAUGAAGGUAGUUAGAGAGAAAAAAAAUUAAUUAGCAUCUGUUAAAUGGCUUGGAUUUAUUUUUUUCUCCCUUUAUGAGUGAAAGGAAUGCUACAGAUUAGAUAUGUAUACCUCUAGAAGACAUCUCAGGUGAUGGUAUGCUUUACUUAGCCAUGAAAAAGAGAGGAGAGUUCUUACUUCCUUCACCAGUCAAAUAAUUUACAUCGUUCUUUGGUGACUCUAAAUAUAUAUCAAGGAGCCAAAGGAUUCAAGUAAUGACCCUCCCUCACUUAAGAGACUAAAUACCUAAUUUGUAUACUAAGGUACAUGAUAGUUAUAGUUCUGUAGCUGGAAAUAACUUUCUGGAAUUACUUUUAAAAACCUGAUAAAACAUCAAUUUCUGGCUAACCCAUAGAGUUGGCAAAUGAAAGUAUAUAUACUAUUUGCAUUUUAUCAACAUCCCAUUUUGAGCACUUUUUAAGAUUAUUUUUAAAAGGAUGCAUACUUUCUACACAGUACUAACUGCUAUGCCAUAUUAGUUUUAUAUGUGGUACAUGGUUUUAUAAGGGAAUAUUACUAGAGGCAUAAAGGUCAUGGUUUACAUGUAUAUGUACACAUAUAUGUGAUGUAUAAAAGGCAUUCUUAUUAUCUUAAUGUCUGGGGUUUAAAUCUAAUUGGUUAAUCAUUGGAACUACCAGUUUUCUUGAGGUUAUUUUCUGGAUUUCUUUCUAAUAGUCCUUGGAAGGAAGGAGAUAAAAUAGACAAUGUGAAUGGAGCAAGUAAAAAGUUAAUGUCAUUUUUCACUCAACUGGAGCCAAAAAAUAAAGUAGCAACUUGGCUUCAGGGUAACUAUAUUUACCAAUUGAGUUCAUGCCACAAGAUAAUGUUAUUACAAUCAAGGCAUUGUAGCUGCUGCAAAUUUUAAAAAUGAAACCAACUGGGGUCAAUUAAGGGGACCACCUUCCAAAAAUCAUGGUGUAUGUACAUGUUCUAGUGAUGCUCCUAUUACCAUUUAAAGAUCUGUGGUUCUUAAUUCAAUUUGUGAUGAAGAGUAAUGAAAAAGGGCUCUUCACUGGCUAAAUCUGCAAAUUGUAAAAUAUGGUGUCAAAACUAAAUGAGAUAUAUUAUCUUUGUUUACCUCUUCAAAAUUAAUAAAGUGGAAAUGGUAUAUGAAAAA